Python bivittatus (Burmese python) is the source of this 1506-nucleotide messenger RNA. RefSeq names its product F-box and leucine rich repeat protein 16 (gene FBXL16). Gene Ontology annotation, cellular component: cytoplasm. The record is from RefSeq and is a predicted model, not a curated record. NCBI's taxonomy places the organism in Eukaryota, Metazoa, Chordata, Lepidosauria, Squamata, Pythonidae. Gene Ontology annotation, molecular function: protein binding.
AUGUCGAAUCUUGGCAACAGUGACACCAAGCCCCCGUGUUUACCCCGGAAUGGACUUGUUAAACUCCCCACCCAGGCCAAUGGCCUCGGCUCCGCAAGCAUCACCAAAGGGACCCCGGCGAUGAAAAACCGCUUGUGUCAAUCUUCCGUGCCUGCAAUCAUCAGCCCAGCCUUAAUGAAUCACAGCGACCUACCCAUGCCUGGUCUAACUUCUCCGUUGUCUUUGGCUGCUCUGGCAGGGGGGCCUUCAGGAGCCACAGUGGUAGGACUUCCCUCUGAUGAGAUGUCCCCAACCAAUGGGGACAUCCCAUCCCUGGAAGACCUCUCUGGCUCUCCCACCAAAAGACAUCUCGCUGUGGAUGAAAAAAUCCUGAACCGAUUAUUUAUGUACUUUUCAGCCUGUGAGAAAUGUGUCCUGGCCCAGGUGUGCAAAGCCUGGAGGAGGGUCUUGUAUCAACCCAAAUUUUGGGUGGGUCUGACGCCGGUGCUGGACACCAAAGAGCUCUACAACGUCCUGCCCAGUGGAGAUAAGGAAUUUGUCAACCUUCAAGGUUUCGCAAUCCGGGGGUUUGAUGGUUUCUGCCUCGUUGGGGUCUCCGACUUGGACAUCUGUGAGUUCAUUGAUAACUACCCCCUCUCCAAGAAAGGGGUGAAAUCUAUGAGCCUUAAGAGAUCGACCAUCACGGAUGCAGGUCUUGAGGUAAUGCUGGAACAGAUGCAGGGUGUCAUGCGUCUGGAGCUGUCUGGAUGCAAUGAUUUCACGGAGGCAGGGCUCUGGUCAAGUCUGAAUGCCCGCAUCUGCUCUCUGAGCGUCAGCGACUGCAUCAAUGUGGCCGAUGAUGCCAUCGCUGCCAUCUCGCAGCUGUUGCCCAACUUGACCGAGCUGAAUCUCCAAGCCUAUCAUGUGACGGAUACAGCCCUGGCUUACUUCACUGCCAAGCAGGGUUACACGACCCACACUCUCCGCCUGAACUCCUGCUGGGAGAUCACCAACCAUGGAGUGGUGAACAUGGUGCACAGCCUGCCCAACUUGAGCGUGCUCAGCCUCUCUGGCUGCUCGAAGGUGACAGAUGAUGGUGUGGAGUUGGUAGCAGAGAACCUCCGCAAGCUUCGGAGUUUGGACCUGUCGUGGUGCCCUCGGAUCACGGACAUGGCUCUUGAGUACAUCGCCUGUGACCUCCACAAGUUGGAAGAGCUGGUGCUUGAUAGGUGUGUACGGAUAACAGACACUGGGCUCAGUUACUUGUCCACCAUGUCCUCCCUUAGGAACUUAUAUCUCCGCUGGUGCUGCCAGGUGCAAGAUUUUGGGCUGAAACAUCUGCUGGGAAUGAGAAGCUUACGCCUCUUGUCUCUUGCCGGCUGCCCUCUGCUGACCACCACGGGACUUUCAGGCCUAGCUCAGCUUCACGACCUAGAAGAACUGGAGCUGACCAAUUGCCCAGGUGCCACUCCUGAGCUUUUUAAAUACUUUUCCCAACACCUCCCUGGCUGCAUGGUGAUCGAGUAA